CUACAAAAUUAACGUUAUUUACAAUUCAUAUCCUCGUGUGGUUGGUGAGACUGGCGGGAAGAACUGGGGCGUGGUUCAUUCGUCUGCGGAUAUAAGGAGCGCGGCACUGAAUACAAUCCGUGCAGCAUUUGAGUACCAGGGCCAGAAGUGCUCAGCCAACUCACGGGUCUAUGUUGCUGAGUCGGUCUGGCCAGAAUUCAAGGACCAUUUACAGAAAGAAAUUGCUGCAUUGAAGACCGGUCCUGUGGAGGACUACGGCAACUUUGUUAACCCGGUCAUCCACGAACGGUCCUUCGACAAGCUCAACAAAGUUAUUGAAGACGCAAAGAACGAUCCUGAGCUGGAGCUAAUUGCCGGUGGAAAGGUAUCAAAAGAAGAAGGGUUCUACAUUCAUCCUACAGUGUACCAGACCAGUAACCCGCGCCAUGAUAUCAUGUCUCGUGAACUGUUUGGCCCUAUCCUAGGUAUCUAUGUCUUCCCUGGUAAUAAGUGGGAGGAAACACUCAAGACAGUGGAUACUACCUCCCGCUAUGCUCUCACGGGCAGUAUCUUCGCCAAAGACCCCUAUGCUAGUCGCCAGGCGCAGACCAUCUUGAAGCAUGCCGCGGGAAUGCUCUAUCUUAAUACAAAAUGUACCGGCUCUGUCGUGGCCCAGCAGCCUUUUGGUGGUAGUCGGGACUCUGGCACGAAUGACAAGACAGGCACAAUGGCUCACUUGCUAAGAUUCGUGAGCACUCGGACUAUUAAGGAGGAAUAUGUCCCGUUGGAGAGGGUGCAGUAUCCUUCUAAUGAGGUUUGA
Penicillium waksmanii is the source of this 799-nucleotide messenger RNA. RefSeq lists its product as uncharacterized. The transcript has a single exon. The record is from RefSeq and is a predicted model, not a curated record. Lineage: Eukaryota; Fungi; Ascomycota; Eurotiomycetes; Eurotiales; Aspergillaceae. The annotation marks the transcript as partial. Gene Ontology annotation, molecular function: L-glutamate gamma-semialdehyde dehydrogenase (NAD+) activity. Gene Ontology annotation, cellular component: mitochondrial matrix.